AUCCGUCAGUUUUACUCCAAUUUCUCUUCAUCGGCAAUUUUUUUUACUGAUAAGACUAAUAUUUACCAAAAAUGUGUAUAAAGUUUGAACUAUUCGUUGUCAUGAUGAUACAAAAAACGAGAGCCGGGUGGCAGAAACGUGAUUCUCUUUUCGCUAUCUCUGCCACUGUCAGUAAUAUUUUGUUUCCUACAACGUUAACUUGAAGUACGAUUAUCUUCUCGUCAUCAUUGAAAUUAGUUAAUAAAAAUAAGCGCCAGAGUUUUGUAUUGUACCAGCAAAAUGAAAGGAAGUGGAUCAGAAAACAAUUUCAAAACAGGUGCCAUUGAUUUCACGGCAGGUUCCCUAGGUGGUGUCGCGCAAGUGUAUGUCUCCCAACCAAUGGAUACUGUUAAGGUGAAACUUCAAACAUUUCCUAAACUCUACAAAAACAUGAUUGACUGUUCUAUUCAAACAUAUCGUAAAGAUGGCAUAUUUCGUGGACUCUAUGCGGGCAGUAUUCCAGCAGUGGCUGCCAAUGUGGCUGAGAAUUCUGUUCUAUUUGCAGCCUAUGGUGGUUGUCAAAAGUUGAUAGCAUACACGCAAGGCGUGGAAAAUACUAAAGAUCUAUCGGUGCUGGGGAAUGCGUUUGCAGGUUUCUUGGCUGCAUUCUUCUCUACAUUCACAUUGUGCCCUACAGAAUUGGUCAAAUGUAAACUACAAGCAAUGCGUGAGACUGGAGGGACAGUAGGAAAAGACAUAAAAGCACAAAACAUAACACCAUUCCAGCUAACACGUCAAAUAUUCAGAACAGAGGGUAUUGCAGGAUUUUAUCGAGGCCUUACCUCAACUUUCAUGAGAGAAAUGCCAGGUUAUUUCUUUUUCUUCGGUGGCUACGAAGGAACUCGAGAAUUUCUUGCAAAGCCUGGUCAAUCGAAAGAAGACAUUGGAGCUUUGAACACAAUGAUAGCGGGCGCUGUUGGUGGUGUUACACUCUGGGUGAUGGUUUUUCCUGCAGAUGUUAUUAAAAGCCGCAUUCAGGUUAAUAACUCAAAAAGCAGCAUGACCUCCGUUGGACUGCACAUAAUUAGAACUGAAGGCUUUGCUGCACUCUAUAAUGGUCUGCUGCCAUCUGUGUUAAGGACAAUACCUGCAACUGCGACGCUUUUUAUUGUUUAUGAAUAUACCAAAAAGGUUCUCGAAGGCAGGCACUAGAUGAAUUUUUUUUAAUAAAGUUGAUGGUUUUUUUUCUAUUUUUACAAUGUUGAUAA
Messenger RNA from Episyrphus balteatus (marmalade hoverfly), 1247 nucleotides. Its product is annotated as mitochondrial ornithine transporter 1. Gene Ontology annotation, molecular function: L-ornithine transmembrane transporter activity. The transcript has 5 exons. NCBI's taxonomy places the organism in Eukaryota, Metazoa, Arthropoda, Insecta, Diptera, Syrphidae. Bases 280 to 1191 code for a protein of 303 amino acids. Gene Ontology annotation, biological process: mitochondrial L-ornithine transmembrane transport. The record is from RefSeq and is a predicted model, not a curated record.